Drosophila takahashii is the source of this 1188-nucleotide messenger RNA. The record is from RefSeq and is a predicted model, not a curated record. NCBI's taxonomy places the organism in Eukaryota, Metazoa, Arthropoda, Insecta, Diptera, Drosophilidae.
GGAGCUGAGCCGUUCCAUCGUAGAGUACUUGCUGGCAAAAGCUGUUCAACCUAAGCAGGAACUCUUAGAAGACGUCGCCUUGCAAAUUACUCAUCUAUUCAGUUCUAAAACUGCUGUAAGUAACUAUUUUAUUCCAAAAACAGUAUAAAUUUGAAGUAUUUUUCCCCUAGGAAACCUAUUUUCUUAAAAACAAAGGCAAAAACCAGGUGGACUGAUCUACUCAAACUAUUACAACGUCUGAUGACGAAGAAAAUCUUUCCCCCAAUGCACAUGUUCUUGAAGGCAAGUGAAACUUAACCUUUUCGAAUACAUGUAUUUAAGAAGUAUUUUACGUUUAUAGAGGAGGUCGAGUUAGCAAGAACUUGGUUAAAGCUAAAUGUCGAGCCGUUCGAGACUGUUCUGAAUCACUGGAACUCUAGCUUUAUGUGGAGGACUAAUUUUCUUAAAUCAGAAGCAAAUUUCUCCGAUGUGUUGGAUGAAUUUCCAAUUUUAAAGCAAUCAUUUGGACACUCUCUGAUUGAGGCCGAUUUUGAUUUGCUGUAUCCCCAUCAAAGCAGAAAAUUGGUUGAAAAAUGGGAUAAUUUUAAAAUACAAAUUGUUCCCCUUCUCAAGUCCAAAGUCAGAGAGCAACAAAGUUUAAAUUUGUUGAAAAUUUUUGACCAGCAAUCAGAAGGAACUAAGUCAACUUUAAUAUGGAUGUGCCUACAUGCAGUUUUGGUUCCAACAAACAGAUGCAAAAAACCUGGAUCCAAUAAUCCAGCAGCCAAAUUCACGAUCGCCGACUCGAGAAACCGAUUCAUGGUGUGGAAGGCGAGUUUGGGCGAGCUGCAGACAUUUCUAAAGGAUCAAACGGAUACUUGUUUCAGUGACAAGCUAAAACUUCAGCCCUUUGUAUGUUGUAUCAGAACUAACCCAAUUAAUUUAACUGAUUUUUUUGUUUAUCUAUCCGGUAUAUUCUACCGUAUGCCAGACUUGCUCACAAGUAUUGAUGUUUGCUUCAAGAUAUUUUUUGUUUUAAAUCUCAAAUAUCCUAGUGAGUGCCAAUUGGUGUGGACAUUUAUUCAAAAGCUAAUUUUUGAAAUUGAGCUUAGCUCAGAUAUAAAAAACAAAUCUGUUUCGGAGCUGAUAAAUGAUUAUAAAAAUUUAAAAAACUUCUACAAGAACUUGAAAAUGACGGAGUGGAUGUAA